AUGUUUGGCGACCUAUUAGCGACUGGCUCUUCAGUCAUAGCAAAAGCUUCCAAUUUAGGCAUCUCUGGCCUUAAGUUUAACUCCAAAAAGCAUUAUGGCUUUUCAGGGAAGGAUGUAAAAGAAAACAUAUGGAAUACCAUAAAUGGAAAAGGGAACUAUUCCCAGGUGUCUCAGCUUGAAUCGCAGCUUUCUGAAGAAGAAAAGAGCGUUCGCCUUUAUAUUGAAGUUGCUCCUAAAGCUGGAGAUUCGUUUUCAUCACUUUCAGUUUAUAAGGUUUCCGACGGUGAAGCAGUUACAUUGAAUUUCAAUCCUGAGGACAAUAAACUCUAUUUACUGGAUUUUUGGGCUACAUGGUGUGGGCCUUGCCAAGAGCCUAUGAAGCAUAACCAAGAAAUGCUUGAAAGAAACCCUAGCUGGGAAGGACUUGCUGAAAUCAUUGCAGUUUCUUUGGAUGAUACCAAAGAAGAUCCAGAUGCCAGAAUGAGAGAAAAAGGGUGGAACAAAAUUACUUCAUAUUGGGCAGGCGCAGAAGGAUUUGGUAGUACCUCAGCUAAAAGCUUAGGAAUUGAAGGAAUUCCUUCCUGCUUUUUAGUUCGCAAUGGAAAACUUUUAUGGUCUGGCCAUCCAGCUAACACCACCUCUUAAAUUGGAACUAAAAACCUUUAUCGAAUUUAAGGAUUGUUUAUUAUAAAUUAAAUAUAUUUUUAAAAAUAGUGAUUCAAAGCAUAGUUAUUUAAAUUGCGCUGCCCGUUUAAAUUAGAAAAAGCUAUAGUUAAAAUUUUAUUUUGAUGACAUUAAACUGAGUAUGAAUAGAAUUUAAUAUUUUUCGCUAUUAACAUUAAAAUUUUGUUCUGAUUUUCAUUUCCAAUAUAAAGCCGGAGUAAGGUAGAUCUAGAAAAAUUAAUAAACGAAGGAAUCGCCGGGAGUCCUUUAUCCUUACCUCCACCUCCUCCUGAAGUAGGAGAUCCUUGCCCUACCCUAAAUGUUUUGGAUACAAAUACAGAAGAAGCUGUCGCUUUGACAUGGCGAGAAGAUGAUGGCAAUGUUUACUUGAUCGAUUUCUGGGCAACAUGGUGCGGACCUUGCCAAAAGCCAAUGCAGCAUAAUCAAGAUAUGCUUGCAAGCCAUCCAGAAUGGGCAGGCAAAUUUGUUAUCUUAGCAAUUUCUUUGGAUGAUGGGAAAGAUGAGGUAAUUGAAAGAUAUAAUCAAAGAGGAUGGACUUUGGUAAGGAACUUGUGGGCUGGUCCUAAAGGAUUUGACGAAUCAGCUCCACAAAUUUUUGGAGUUGAUGGGAUUCCUACUUGUGUGCUAGUUCACAAAGGAAAAGUUCUUUGGAAAGGACAUCCAAGUGAAAGAAAAUUCGAGCAAGAUGUUGACUUACAUAGCUUAAAUUAUUAUGAAAAGCUUCCUAAUAGGCCCUUUUGAAUUUGCUUUUCACGUCUUUUUGCUUAGUUCCACUGUUUUUUGCUAGUCCCAAGCAUGGCCUAAAACUGCGUGCUCCUCUUGGACAGCGGCCUGCACUCUCAACCUGACAGUAACGAUUGUAGAUUACUAUUAUACACGUCAGCGAACUAACUAUUUCAAAAGUAAAUUUCUGGUCAGCCAGUCGAUGAGCUGAAACUCAUAGUCCUGGGCGCAAGUCCUGGUAUCUAGAUUUCGUCCCUAUUGGCUAUGUGACCACCUCUGGUAUUUCUUUUUCUAAAUUCCAAGUUCAAUCUGGUCUUGGGAUAGGGUUGCCCUUAGUUUGAGCUGUAUCCUUAGUCUGGCGUUGUUCACCAAACAGGCAUUAACCCGGUCGAAUCUUACGCACAAAUCUCCCUCUAAAAGUUCCCAGCUACCCUUAUAACUACGUCGUUAAAAGGAAAGGUUGGUUCUCUAUGCCAGUUUUAUGCCGAAUAUGAUGUUGAUGCUUUAUUAAAAGGAGAGCCAUUCCCAACUAAAUAUCAACAAGGAGAAGUUCAUCUGAUAAGCAAAGAAGAAUAUGACGGAAGAAUCGAAGCAUUGAAAAAAGUUUAUGAAGAGUUUAUAUCAGCAAACCCAUACAUUGAACCUCCUACAAUUAAUUUUGAUGCAAAAUUAUCACAAACAGCUGAUUCUCAUGAAGAAACUCAAGAAUCCUUCAUUUACGGUGAAUAUUCAGCAACUGAAAAAGAUGUAGCGGCUUCUCUUGCUGACAAAGUAAAAGAUGUAUUCCCAGAAGCUGAAAUAAGAGUAAAGGCUAUUCCUGCUGAAGCGUCUUGUGAAAGAGGCAACCAAUGCAACCUUUGCAAUGCUCCAUUAACACCUAAUGAUAUUCAAUAUCAGUGCUUAUACUGUGAUCCAAAGCAUUACCAUUGUGAAAAUUGCGAAAAAGUGGUCAAAGAAGGCAUAGCUGGCUCUGCCAAAUUUGCCCACCCUCACUCUGUAUUUGUUAUUCAUUAGAUUGAUAUUUAUAACUUUUUUGCCUUUUAUGGGUUGCCUAAAUCUAGAGCUUCCCGCUUUGUCUUUCCCACACCGGGCCCACAAGUCGCUGGGCCGACCUGCUUUAUUUCACCAAGAUGUGUCUGCUAAAAUCCAAAAAAUGUAUUUCUCGGCAAAAGGAAAAAUACAUAGCCCUAGGUGUAACUUUCGGUUUCACGCUAGGUACUUGCCCUUAUAGCCUUAAAGACUUUGCUGGGCUUUCCCUUUCAAACUAUUGCGCUCUCCUUCCCAUGAGAUAAAAUCAAUUCCUGAAAACGGACUAGGGCUAGGCUCUGCUCACUGCUAGAAUUGCUUACCUAGCAUAGCUGUCUAUCUCUGGUAUAGCAAAACCUUGCCGGGUAUAAUUUAAAUAGGGCUCGAGACUGUCUGGCAUUCCGGUCAGACCCAAUUUGAUACGCCUUAUUAAUUAUCCUGCAUUUUUAUUCACCCAGCAGCUCAAAAACUCGACUUUUUGAAGUUUGGAGCAAGCACCCAUGAGAAAACUGAAUUUGCAGAGGAUCAAGAAGACAAGAAGCACUGGUGUGGGUGUGAUAAUAGAAAUACAGGACAUUGUGAUGGGACUGUCGCUGGGACAAGGUAUAAGUGUGCUCAUUGCCCAGAUUUUGACUACUGUCAAGCGUGCCAGGAGAAAUAUGAAGCUAAGGAAGAAAAGACAAUUGCUUGGGGAUAAGGAUCAGAGGAAAUUAAUUCAGUUCCUGGCCAGUUGAGUUCUAGCCUCUCCCUUAUAUGGCGUUAAGCAUUAAUUAUAUAAAGCCCUUCUUAAAUGAUAGAGUUCCAAGUAAAAUGUGGAGAGUCGCCCAAACUAGAUUAUGAAGCAAAGAAUUCUCUCAUGAUUUUAUUUGUUUAUUGCUUGGGCAGAUAGCCAUGGACAUAGAUCUUGGCAUAUCAUGAUAAAAUUGAGGAUUCCUUAA
Messenger RNA from Blepharisma stoltei, 3371 nucleotides. The record is from the annotation of a GenBank genome assembly. NCBI's taxonomy places the organism in Eukaryota, Ciliophora, Heterotrichea, Heterotrichida, Blepharismidae.